UGACAAAUGACGUCAUUGAGAUGCAACAGGGAAUCUGUCGGUAGUUGACUAAAAGAACUAAAAGUAAUGGAUGCCAGAGACCAAGAGGUGAUUAGGAAGAUGUAUGUCCGUCUUGACAAAAACCUAGAAGCAACRCCACUCUURAGCUACCUSUACCAAGAGAACRUUUUAAGUGAUGAAGACAUGGAGAAGGUACAAAACAAAAACACAAGAAAGAACAAAGCUGAAAAGUUGAUCAAGAUUUUAAGACGAAGGAAAAAUGGUUUGAAAAUGUUGAUUAAAGCCCUGUUGAUGACCAAAGUUCAAGCUUUUCUUGCCCAUGAGUUAUUAGAGAUUGUACCAUGGAAUGAGGAAGAAAUCAAGAAUUUAAAGCUUGAACUUGAAGACAAAAUCAACCCAACUGAGCACUUAGAACUGGAAUUAGCAGCUUUGCAGCAGAGAUACAACCAACUUGAGGAGAAACACCAGCAAAUGAAAACCCAAUAUGAAAAUGACAUUGAAACACUUAAUCGAAAACUUAAUAUUGCACACUUAGAGCUUGAAGAAACAUCAAUUAAGCUAACUGAAUCAAAAGGUAUGUUCUCCUGGUUUAGGAAGUCUAGCAGACACAAACAUGAUCAGAAAUGAUCAAAUAUUUUUCUAUCAUUGUUUUAAAAUAUAUAGUAAAUUAUUAAUAGACUGAUGUAUUUUGCAGUAAAUUAAAGUAAAUUAUUAAUAGACUGAUGUAUUUUGCAGUCGCUACAAUAUUUUUAUUAAUAGUAUUUUUAUUAAUAGUAUUUUUCAAAAGGAAAAUUAUUACAUUACUUGAACUCCUCACUUGUUGUGAUGUAAUGAGUUUCAAUAAAAACAUCCACUUUUAGCACAGCGAGUGUGUUUUUAAAAUAGAUGCAUUUUUUCAUAAAAGAAUGAAAUAAUAAAUUCAAAGUAUUUGCUUGRGCUUCCUGUGAUUCAUAURUUGUACUUACAACGUACAGUUUUCCUGCCUAACCAUCCAUAAAAUUCCAUAACAGCAAGCUUUUCUUAACUACUACGUAAAAUCUUUGAAAUGUAACACGAACGUUGUAAGAUCGAMGUUUCCGUGACUUUUACGUAAGAUGACGUGCUCUGGAACUCUUUCCGGCUACAAUUUGUAGCUAACUUACGCAAGAAUGCUCGCUAUUCGAAUUGCGUAAAUCAUGCUGUUCUCUGGCCGCUUUCCGGCGUAUUUUUACGCAUUCGAAUUUAGUUCA
Messenger RNA from Exaiptasia diaphana, 1229 nucleotides. RefSeq lists its product as uncharacterized. Lineage: Eukaryota; Metazoa; Cnidaria; Anthozoa; Actiniaria; Aiptasiidae. Bases 67 to 627 code for a protein of 186 amino acids. Gene Ontology annotation, biological process: regulation of apoptotic process. The record is from RefSeq and is a predicted model, not a curated record. The transcript is spliced from 3 exons.